Peniophora sp. CBMAI 1063 is the source of this 927-nucleotide messenger RNA. The record is from the annotation of a GenBank genome assembly. Lineage: Eukaryota; Fungi; Basidiomycota; Agaricomycetes; Russulales; Peniophoraceae.
AUGCCUUCCUCUCAGCCAAGUCUUUCGCUGCCGAGCAUUCACGAGUUGCUACCAGAUGCGGCCUUUUACGGGCACGCUCAGCAGUCAUCUCCAAGCUCUAGAAGACAAGCAUGGCCUACAAUGCGGUCCUCUACGCCAAUGCCUGCGCUUGACACCCGCCAACAGCAUCCUUCUCAUUCUGCCGUCGCGGCAGACAACGGCAGGUCAAGAUGGCAUGGUGGCCCAUCUGCGUCCACGUCGCAGUCCUCGCACAGCAUGCCGCAACCACUGCCCGGCUCGUCUCAUUCGCCACACUACAGCUCACAAGGACCGGCCCACAGCUUGCCAUCUUCUCAUCCGCCGUAUCCUUCCGUUUCGACGCGUAAUCCCUACCACAUGCAAUCGCCAUCGCACACUAGGAGCACAUCCUCUCCGGGUGGGACCAUACGUAUCGGAACCCCGCGUACGUCCAGUGAAGAUCGCUGGCUUCAUACGCCAUCAUCCUCUGCGGACUCUUCCGCGUCUCCGUUGUCUCCAUCAGGGUCCGAAUCCGACGAAUUGGCGGACGAUGAUAGCGCGUCUGGCCCAGGCGCUUACGGUGGCAGCAGCCCACCUGACGUACGCUCCGACGCAGACGACGUGCACCGGCGGCAUGAAUGUCCUCACUGCCACAGGCGCUUCAACAGACCGAGCAGUCUAGGCAUACACAUCAAUACACAUACAGGAGAACGGCCGUUUAUUUGCCCAUACGCAGGGUGUGGUAAGAGGUUCAACGUCAAUUCCAACAUGCGUCGGCAUUAUCGCAAGCACCUCGCUGCCGCGGACACACCCACGCAUCCCGCUGCAGGCUACGCGGGCCAUCCACAUCCUCACGAUCCGGUUGACCUACAAUUUAUUCGCUACCGGGAUGAUGUUCCAACAGGUUUCUCUCCGGCAAGGUUUUCCUGA